AUGCCGAAAACCACACAGCCUCGCCAAAGCCUCGCCAAAGCCUCGCCAAAGCCUCGCCUCGGCAUAAAAUCACCACCUCGUCCAGCACCUACUCGUUCUCCCCCCUUCACAAACAUACCUCCACGCCCUCGACCCUCCUCCCCCUACCACUCCUACGACCACCCCCCCCCACCCGGCCCCUUCGCGGACGCCGAGAGCGCCAUCCUCGCCGCCGCCCUCCCACACGUCCCCUCCUCGGGCUUCACGCUCACGACGCUCGCCCGCGGCGCCACGGACGCCGGCUACAUCGAGGCCUCGACGAACCUGUUUCCCCACGGCGCCUUCAGCCUCGUGCAUUACUACCUGUUUUGUCAGAGGGUAGGGCUCAAGGAGAGGGCGGGCGCGAAGGCCGUUCUAGCACGAGGCGAGGGCGAGGGCGAGGGCGGCGCGGGUGCGGGUGCGGGUGUGGGUGCGGGUGCGGGUGUGGGCAGGAAAGUCAAGGAGUUGACGUGGGAGCGCUUGAUGGCGAACCGGGAGGUGGUGCAUCGCUGGCAGGAGGCCCUGGCUCUGAUGGCCCAGCCCUCCAACCUGCCGACUGCCCUCCACGAGCUCUCGUCCCUCUCUGACGAGAUCUGGUUCCUGGCCGGCGACCCAUCCGUCGAUUCGAGCUGGUACACCAAGCGGGCCUCCCUGUCAACGAUAUACGCCGCGACGGAAUUGUUCAUGACGAGGGACAAGUCGGCGGAGUAUGCUGAGACGAGAGAGUUUCUGGAGAGGAGGUUCAAAGACUCACAGGCAUUAGGGGGUGCGCUGGGCAGUGUAGGGCAGUGGGUGGGAUUCACGGCCCGCGCAGGCUUGAACGUGUUGAGAAGUAAGGGUGUCAGGGUAUAA
Messenger RNA from Drepanopeziza brunnea f. sp. 'multigermtubi' MB_m1, 870 nucleotides. The record is from RefSeq and is a predicted model, not a curated record. Lineage: Eukaryota; Fungi; Ascomycota; Leotiomycetes; Helotiales; Drepanopezizaceae.